This is a messenger RNA of Pocillopora damicornis (cauliflower coral), 1395 nucleotides long. Its product is annotated as adenosine receptor A1-like. Lineage: Eukaryota; Metazoa; Cnidaria; Anthozoa; Scleractinia; Pocilloporidae. Gene Ontology annotation, cellular component: membrane. Gene Ontology annotation, molecular function: G protein-coupled receptor activity. Gene Ontology annotation, biological process: G protein-coupled receptor signaling pathway. The record is from RefSeq and is a predicted model, not a curated record.
AUUAGACUGUAACAGGAAGUGAAUAGUUUCGGGUAGAAAGAGAGGUAUACAGUAAAUUUGAGCAACCAAAUCUGCUCAGUCACGAGUCAUGUCUCUGUUUGGUGAAUAUCCGUGCACAAAUCAAUCAGUUGCUCCAAGCUACAUCGCGUUCACAACGGCCGCGGUAACUGUUCCCUUGUGCCUGUUUACGGUCCCUGGAAAUUUACUCGUCGUGUUAGCAAUCUUCGUCGAUCCAAACAAAGAUCUAAAAUCGCCUUUCAACUACUUUGUGGCCAGCCUUGCCAUUAGCGAUCUUUUGAUGGGAUUCUUCGUCGACCCGACUUCGGUAGUGUAUCAUGUUAUGGAAGGAACUGCGAGAAAAAGACCACCAGCAUCCUACCUUCACGUGCCGUUAUUCAUUUCGUGUACAGCUUCUGUUCUCAGUUUGGCAGCUUUAACACUGGAUCGAUAUUUGGCGAUAACGUCUCCGCUAACCUACAGAACAAAAUUGAAUCCUAAGCGAGCGGGUUUUGUGGCGGCUGGCAUCUGGGUAUUCUCAUUAAGUUUCCCUUUCAUAUACCUUGUUACAGGCUACCUUACAUAUUCAUUUGUCUUUCUCCACACAGUCGUAAUUGGCACUCUCUUAGUCAUCCUUCUAACGUAUCUGAGAAUAUUUCGUGUGAUCAGAGAUCAAGUGAAACAAUGGGAUUCUUUGGAUCAGACAAACGUGGAAAACCAGGCAAAGAGACAGGCGGCAAGAUGGGAACAGAAAGUGACCAAGACCUUUAUUAUUAUACUGACUCUCUUCUUAGCAUGCUAUCUUCCUGCCUGUAUCUGCAUUUACAUUGUUAACUUAUGCAAAGCGUGCAGUUGCACUCUUAUACACUGGGCAAGAGAUAUUCCUGCUCUUUUGAUCACGGCUAAUUCAGGAGUGAACCCUUUUGUGUAUGCCUGGCGGUUUGAAAAUUUCAGGAAAGCGUUCGCAAAACUUUUGAGGAACAGAAAGUGCUGUAGAAAACAAAGACAAAGAACUUUAACAUUUGACAACAUAGCCAUGCAGGGAACAGAAAGUAACUAAGGCUGCUACCACAAUAUUGGCUCUAUUUUUUCUGUAUCUCCAGUUAUACCUCUAUUCACUUUAGUGGGUCAGAGAUUUUAAUUUUAUUUUGAUCCUCGCCAUUUCAGGAGCGAAUCUGUUUGUUCGUGCUCAAGUUCCGCAAGGCGUUUUUAAAAUUAUGAGACGUACAGAAAGUGUUAUGGUUAUUUGAGGGAAAGAACAUUAGAAUUUGACACCCUUAAAGGGAAUACUUCAAGUUAUUUAGAGUAGCAAAGUGUAAACCUGCCUAAAAAUACGGCGAAGUUUGAGGAUACAAUUUUUUUUUAUCAAGAACGUCUUCUUCUUUGGCUAGGGAAUCC